AUGAGCGGUUUCGAGCCCGACGCCCACGCUGACAGCCGUUUUAACCUCGUUUCAACCGUUGCUAAGUUAGUACUUGGACAAGCCGCCAACGGCCGCCACAGCAGCUCAGGUACUUUUGGUCGGGUCGUUGCCGAGCACAACGGUCAUCUGGACCGACCCCAAGGAAGCACAGCAAUUUUAGCCCUAUCAGAAGAGUUGCUAGCAUUGUCAGAUGGUCCUCGUGCAGUCAGUACCUAG
Clonostachys rhizophaga is the source of this 237-nucleotide messenger RNA. NCBI's taxonomy places the organism in Eukaryota, Fungi, Ascomycota, Sordariomycetes, Hypocreales, Bionectriaceae. The record is from the annotation of a GenBank genome assembly.